GGGGCUGGCAGUGGGGGGGCACAGAGGGACCCUCUUGUCUGUGUGCGGCGGAUCUUUGGUCAAACGUGAGCCGUCAUUGUUGCGUUCGAACCCCGGAACGCGCGGCGGUUUGUUUCCAGAAAGUUCUCCAGAGAGAGCGUCAGGCCAAGAAUAUACUCUCUGCAUAUUGUCCUCAAUUUGUGGAGCUUGUGAAGCGUGUGGUUGAAGGAGAAUACAUUUCAACAUGAGUUUGAAGGGGAAUUUUUCUUUGGUCCAUUCGAUUCAGCAAUACCUUAAACCCUUCCAUCUUUCCAAGGAGAAGCUCUUGGAUAUCUCCAGGCGAUUGCUGCGGGAGAUGAAGAAGGGACUAAGAAAGGAAACUCACAAUGACUCUACCCUACUAAUGCAGCCAACCUUCGUCAGGACGAGGCCAGAUGGCACUGAAAAGGGAGUCUUCCUAGGGCUCCAUCUGAUUGAAGUGAAUUUCAAUAUCUUAUGGAUAAAAUUGAAUGCCAAUGAAAAAGAACUCGUUUUGAAGAAGGAGACGUUUACAUUCCCAAAGGAACUCCUACAUGGCUCAGGAGAACAGUACUUUGACUACAUCGCUGAAUGUCUCGGCAAUUUCCUGGAGAAAUAUGAAAUGGAAAGUAAGAUCAUUCCACUGGGCUUCACUCUUCCCUUUCCCUUCAGACAGACGAGACUUGAUGAGGGAAUUCUGAUCAGCUGGGUCAAAGAUUUCAAAGUCAAUGGAGUUGAAGGCAAGGACGUUGUUCAACUCCUGCAAGACGCCAUUCAACGUAGAGGGGAUUACGAAAUUGGUCCAGUGGCUGUGCUCAAUGACACUGUCGGAGCUAUGAUGAGCUGUUGCUAUGAAGAUUCGAACUGUGAGAUUGCACUCAUUUUGGGGACAGGCACAAACGCUUGUUACAUGGAGGAGGUGCGUAAUAUCGAGCUCGUUGAAGGGGAUGAAGGACAGAUGUGCAUGAAUAUGGAGUGGGGGUCGUUCGGAUCAGAUGGCUCUCUGAAUGAUAUCCAGACAGAGUUUGACCUGGAGCUGGACAGAUUAUCCCUGUCACCUGGAGCUCAGAUAUUUGAGAAGAUGGUGAGUGGCCUGUACUUGGGUGAGCUUGUCCGCCUCAUUCUGGUGAAACUGUUGAAUGAGAAUGUUCUUUUCAAUCAAAAGGCAACACCACACCUGAUGACCAGAUGGAAUUUUGAAACUAAGUUUGUUUAUGAACUUGAAAGUGAAAGAACUGGAAUUGAUAAAGUAAGGCACAUCCUGAAGGAGUUUGUACAGGAUCCCAGCGAGGAGGACUGUUUGGCUGUGCAGCACAUCUGUCACAUAGUCUCCCUACGCUCUGUCACCUUGUACGCUGCCAGUCUCACAGCAAUCUUAACCAAGAUAAAAAAUAACAGAAAGCUGAGUCGCUUCAAGGUCGCAGUUGGUGUGGAUGGAAACAUCUACAAACAUAGUCUCAAGUUUCAAAUUACACUGAAUGCUGCCAUUAAAUUGCUGUCUCCAAAUGUUGAGGUCAAUUUUCUUCUCUCUGACGAUGGUGGUGGUAAAGGUGCAGCAAUGCUUAUAGCUGCGGACACCCGUUUCUCUGCCCAGCGUCUUGAGAUCAACAAGAUCCUCUAUCAAUUCAAACUAAGCCAAGAGCAGCUCAACGAUAUGAAGCAAAGGAUGAGGAAGGAGAUGGAAAUGGGUCUAAAGGCAAAGACCCAUGAUAUGAGCUCAAUUGCUAUGUUGCCAUCAUUCAUACGCACUUUACCUGAUGGCUCAGAGCAAGGCACCUUCCUGGCACUACAUCUGGAAGAUUUUGAUGUACGUAUUCUACAGAUGCAUAUUCCCAGUGACGAUGAGGAAGAAAUAGAAAUGGUGACUACGACCUACAGUAUUCCUCAGGAUAUGAUUCAAGCCACUGGAGUACAGCUCUUUGAUCAUGUUGUGGAUUGCAUCGAUGACUUUCUGCAAAAGAAUAAUAUUAAGGGAUCUCUGCCGGUGGGAUUCACGUUCUGUUUCCCCUGUAAACAGACCAAACUGGACGAGGGUUUUCUCAUAAAAUGGACCAAGGGAUUCAAGAUGACAGGCUGUGAAGGGAAGAAUGUGGUGGCUCUACUGCAAGAAGCCAUUGCCCGCAAAAAUCAUUAUUUUCGUCAAAUGCAUCAAAUUAAAAACGAGCCUGAUAAGUUACCCAGGACCAUUGAAGUGCGAAUUGUUGCUCUCAUAAAUGACACAGUUGGAACAAUGAUAACUUGUGCUUAUGAAAACCCAAAGUGUGAAGUUGGUGUCAUUAUGGGAACCAACACCAACGCAUGUUACAUGGAGGAGAUGAGGAACAUUGAGAUGGUGCCUGGUGACGAAGGACAAAUGUGCAUCAAUAUGGAGUGGGGAGCGUUUGGGGACAACGGUUGUCUGGAAGACUUUGUCACAUCAACUGACAAACAAUUGGAUAGAUAUUCUCAGAACCCAGGACAACAAACGUAUGAAAAGAUGAUCAGUGUUAUAUACCUGGGUGAAAUUAUCCGAAAUAUUCUCAUUGAAUUGACUGAAAAAGGAAUCCUCUUUCAUGGCAAGGUCUCUGAAAGGCUGAAUACAGAAUACAUAUUUACCGUAGAUGUCCUCUCACAGGUUGAAAGUGAUAACCUCGGGCUGUUUCAAGUCCGUUCGAUCCUUCAAGACCUGGAAUUGGAAAGUACAUGUGAUGACAGCAUCAUUGUGAAGGAGGUGUGUAAGACCAUCAUUAACAGAGCGGGCCAUCUCUGCGGAGUUGGAAUUGCUGCUAUAACGGAGAAAAUAAGAGAAAACCGAGGACUAGAGGAUCUGACAAUCACCGCUAGUGUGACUGGUAACACAUACAUGUUAAGUGCACGUUUUGCCAAGGUCGUGGAUGAUACAGUGAACAUGUUGGCCCCAAACUGUGAAGUUAGCCUCCAGUUUUCAGACGAUGGAUCAGGCAAGGGUGCGGCUUUUAUUGCAGCAGUGGUGUCACGUGAACAAGUGUUGACAUAGAGAAAACCUGUCAUGAAAAAACAAACUAGGAAUAUUGGCUGUCAGUCUUAGGGAAUGCCUAGAAACUCUCUGAGGAUCAUUGAAAGAAGAGGUAUCAUCUACCUCAUAUUGUUCCUUCCUGUGGACCAGGCAGCAAAAGUGUCCAGACCUAAAUGUACACUCAUUGUGUGUUACAUUCCUGGAAUUAUGCUGUCAGAUUUGGGCUCUUGUGACAUCUGCUCAUUGAACAUGUUCUCACUCAAUGAGAAUACAGUAUAUGGAAUUUGUGCUUGCUGAGUGUACACUCAUUAGACAAUGUUCCUGAAGCUCCCAGGUUCAGUCAGACCAUUUGUUCCCUGGAUAUGCGCUCCCGAAACUGAAUCACAAGAUUGCCCUGAUAUGUGGCAACACGCGUGGCCCAUAAAUACAUACAUUUUCUACAUGUUGUUUUGUGAAACAUGCUCCCUAGAUUUCUGCUCCAGAGAUGUAUAAAGCCACUGGAGAUACGUUUUCCAUAUAUAUGUUCUCUACACAUGUGCUCCCAAACAUGUACUCCCCUUUCAUGUGCUCCCUGAACAUGUGCUCCCAGACUUGAGCUCUGUGUUGAUGUGCUCCUCAGACAUGAGCUCCCAGAAAAUCCAAAUCUUGGAUAUUUGUUCCAACAACAUUCUUCUGGGAUGAGCAUACUCUACACAUUCCCUGGAUGCUUCAUGAACAAAUGCUCCGUAGGCAACUCCAGCUUUGCAUCACUCCUCUCUGUCUCCACAUUUGCUUAAUGUUUCUAGUCUUGUCUCUCUUCCCUUCCUCCUGCUCCAAACAACAUUCCAAAAACACACACACAUACACACACACAGAGUAGCUGUGCCAGAAACACACCCAUUGUGAAAGUGUGUCUGAGUGUGCUCACAAUAUUUAGAAACCUGUUUAAAGAUCAGAAGUUGUUUGACGAAACUUUUUGUUUGCUGUUAGUUGUGGUUCUGGGAUUGGUUGUAAGUUUCAAUUUGCUGUUGUGUUUGUGAAUUAAUAUUGGAAAAUAAAAGUAGUUCAAUUAC
Molecule: messenger RNA, 4023 nt
Organism: Callorhinchus milii (elephant shark)
Lineage: Eukaryota; Metazoa; Chordata; Chondrichthyes; Chimaeriformes; Callorhinchidae
Product: hexokinase-2-like
Exons: 18
Coding region: 224-2992 (922 amino acids)
Biological process (GO): glucose 6-phosphate metabolic process; glycolytic process; intracellular glucose homeostasis
Cellular component (GO): mitochondrion; cytosol
Molecular function (GO): ATP binding; glucokinase activity; mannokinase activity
Source: RefSeq, a predicted model, not a curated record